AUGGAGAAGAUUAAGGAGUUGAACCCCGAACAUUACAAGUAUGUAGUCAACCUUCCUCGGCAUAGGUGGGCUACCCAUUGCUUCCUGCGAAGGCGUUAUUCAAUACUCACUUCCAACUGUGCCGAAACGAUAAACAGUGUAAUUCGUCAUUUAAAAGGCCUUCCAAUUACCUACCUCGUCGAGGAAACACGAAAGAAAACAGCUUGUUAUUUUUACCAGAGGAAAAAUAAUGGCGAGAAUAUUACCAGUGUAGUAACACCCUAUGCAGAAAAGAUUUUAGGGAGCUCGAGGGAAGCGUCCCGCUUUUACAUGCUGAAUCCUUCGAUCGAUGUCCUCUUUCAGGUAAUUGCAGCCGACCAUACAGAUGUUGUGGAUCUUUCCAAAAAGACAUGUUCCUGCAAGCGAUGGGACAUUGACGGCAUUCCAUGUAAUCACGCUAUGGCAGCAAUUUCAUUUAGGCUACGGGAUCCGUAUGAUUUUGUCGAGGACUGGUUUAAGACCUCGACUUAUCGCGCAACCUACAACGAUUGCGUCCCCCCCACCAGAGGCAAAGAGCAAUGGCCUGCAAUACUAAGUAACGUUGUUCUGCCACGGCCGCCAAACGUCCGCAUACAACCGGGCAGAAGAAAGGUUUCGCGGCGAGAGUCUAUUGCUAACGGCUUAAUAAAGAAGCGGUGCCGGAAUUGCUAG
Messenger RNA from Ananas comosus (pineapple), 690 nucleotides. RefSeq lists its product as uncharacterized. Gene Ontology annotation, molecular function: zinc ion binding. The record is from RefSeq and is a predicted model, not a curated record. Bases 1 to 690 code for a protein of 229 amino acids. The transcript is spliced from 2 exons. Lineage: Eukaryota; Viridiplantae; Streptophyta; Magnoliopsida; Poales; Bromeliaceae.